AUGACUCUUACGUUUGACGAGGCCGCUGAAAAAGUGAGGAAACUAAAGAAGACUCCACCAGAUGAACAGAUGCUCGAGCUGUAUUCGCUUUACAAGCAGUCCACCAUGGGUGACAAUCCGAAUGCGAAUCCUCCUUCGACUCUCGAUGUGAAAGGGAAACAAAAGUUCAAUGCUUGGAAGUCUAGGAAAGGAAUGAGCAAGGAAGAUGCAAAGAAAGCUUACAUUGCGGCAGCUGAGAAAGCUAUCGCCUCUAUUGGUUGCAAUCCAUAA
Messenger RNA from Cylicocyclus nassatus, 270 nucleotides. The record is from the annotation of a GenBank genome assembly. NCBI's taxonomy places the organism in Eukaryota, Metazoa, Nematoda, Chromadorea, Rhabditida, Strongylidae.